Molecule: messenger RNA, 702 nt
Organism: Lactuca saligna
Lineage: Eukaryota; Viridiplantae; Streptophyta; Magnoliopsida; Asterales; Asteraceae
Source: the annotation of a GenBank genome assembly
AUGAGAUCUGCUUCUUUUUCAUAUUUCAAUGGCUUCUUGAGCAAGCAAAGGGGAAAAGAAGGGGGGGAGGGGGAGAAGAGUAGUACACUACUACUGCUACUCGUAAAGCAUUUCGAAAUAGCCCUCCACAAUUGUGUUGCUCGACUAUCAACAGCUGUGUUGAUCAACUUCAGGCAUUCUUGCUACUCAACUCUCACCAAUCAUGUUGACCGGCACCCGCUAGUCUCGCUGCUUAGUUCGAAGCAGUCGUGGUGCCUGGAUCUCAGUAGUCGCACAGCUCGGCCCAGAGCAGCUAUACGGCCCAACUCAGCAGCCGCAAAGCCCAAUCAUCAGCAGUUACGCUGCUUAGCUUUCGGCUACCGCCCUACCCAAUUUUUGUUAGUACUUGAGCGGCAAGCUCCACAUGGGAGGUCCAGUACCCUCGCCUCGAGUCGCCUGGCUUCUCAGCCCGACUCCAUUAUAGCGGCAAGCUCCGCAUGCGAGCGGCAAGCUCUGCAUGCGAGGUUGAGUACCCUCGCCUCGAUUCUCUUGACUUCUCAGCCUGACUCCAUUAUAGCGGCAAGCCCCACAUGCGAGGUUCAGUACGCUCGCCUCGAGUCUCCUGGCUUCUCAACCCGACUCCACUAUAGCAGCACGCUCCGCAUGCGAGGUUCAGUACCCCUGCUUCGAGUUGCCUGGCUUCUCAGCCCGACUCCAUUAUAG